This is a messenger RNA of Musa acuminata AAA Group (dessert banana), 3302 nucleotides long. RefSeq lists its product as uncharacterized. Bases 517 to 2910 code for a protein of 797 amino acids. Gene Ontology annotation, biological process: DNA repair; DNA-templated DNA replication. The transcript has 12 exons. Gene Ontology annotation, cellular component: nucleus; DNA replication factor C complex. Lineage: Eukaryota; Viridiplantae; Streptophyta; Magnoliopsida; Zingiberales; Musaceae. Gene Ontology annotation, molecular function: DNA clamp loader activity; DNA binding. The record is from RefSeq and is a predicted model, not a curated record.
CUGAGAUUUCAGGUAACUCGAAAGAGGACAAGUGGCAGCACUAUCAGCGCAAGAGGUCGGGACGACAACCACGACCGUGUCCAGGAACAGGGCUUAGGGAUUGCAGGAAGGGACGCAAGAGAAUUCGUCGCAUCCUCCGGCACCUCCUCCGCCUCCUCGACAGGAUUCUUGCGGCUGAUCCAGAACAAGAGCGAUGCGGCCGAGAUCGACGGCUCUUCUCGUCUUGUUUGGUUUUUCCUUGGUUCUAUUUCCCCUUCUCGUCCUCAUCGACAAUGCUUUCUACGUCUUUUAUAUUGUUCCUCCCCCCUCUCUCCGAGAUGGGUCGCGAACCCUGCUUCCAGAUCUCUUCGCUUCUCGUAUCCCCCUCUCCCUCACAACCGUGUCUCCGCGCCUCCUCGGGGAAAUCGGAUUCCAGAGUGGGGUGUCUUGAUGUGGCAUACUGGCGCUGGCGGGGCGUUCUGUCCAUAACUAUAGUUCCUAAGUUUCUAAAUUUGCAGACCAGCCCUCCUUACCCGGAUGUUAGUGAUGGAUAAUGCCUCAAGGCGCAAUAGAUCUCAUCAGCAUCACAUUUCACUUGGACGCAACAAAAGUGGCUAUGAACCAUCUGACACAGAAUCAGAAUGGCAGGAAAGCCCCUGGCAUGAUGGGAUAUCGGGUUCAAGCAGACCAACAACUCUUGAUCAUGCUAGAAUCGUCACUCCUUUAAAUCAUAAUCAGACACGUUUUUUGAAGGAAGAUAACAGCAAAGACUUGGUAAAGGUUUCUAGAGUCAACCCAAGCUCUAGAAGCCACAGUAGAUCUCCUUAUAAAGCAGUCAGAGGUGCUGGUGAUGGUAAUACUUCAGAAGUGGGUUCUGGUUCAAGAAAAAAUACAAGUCCUCUGAAGAUCUCAGAUAAUCACGGACGAGUUUCUUCAUACAACAUCAUACAUGAGGAAUCAAAUAAUCUAAAUGGUGAGCUCCACAGUCCAGUCCCGGAGAGGAACCAUAGAACACUUAGCAAGUCUCAUAAGUCUGGAAAUAAUAAUGUCCAUUCACAAUUUGAAUUAGUCUCAAAGGUGAGUGGAUCAAGUUACAGUAGAAACAGGCCAAAGUCUGCCCCAAAACCACAACGAAUGGAGGAGGAGCUGCAAGUCAGCACUGGUCCUACAGUUGGUAAUGCAGGACAGAUCCUCUCACCACUUGUCAAAACCAUGAUUCACAAUCAAAUGGACCAUGCAGAUGCAAGUGAUUCUUCCAUCCUUGAUAUCAGAGAUAUGAUUUCUAGAAAUAAGUUAUCCAAGUCUCCCUCUUAUGAUGCUUAUGAACCGAAGAGCACAGACUCGAUCUCCCCUGGUAAUAUCUUCUUUUCCCAGAAUCGGCUGGUUCCACGGAAGAAUUUUGCUAUGGAUAAGGGCAAUAAUGCAGAAUCCUUUGCCCAAAAUUUACAAGUGAUUUCAGAGGGUAAUAUUACUGUUCAUCAGGACUCUAGAGGGACUGGUUGUUCUGGUCAAACUCAAGGCAUUUCAGUUCGCAAUGUUUUGUCACGAACAAAUACUAGCUCCAGUUCUGCAAUUUGUCAUUCUAGUAGUGGUAGGACAAAUACAAUUUUUGUUUCUGCUAACAGUCGGGUCAAUAAUGGUGGAAUCAGUAGUCGCAGCAGUAAGUUUAGCGACGAUAGUGGAAAGCUUGAUGGAGGUAUCAUGAAGUUUUCUAUAAUCAGACAGAAAAACCAAACAGAUGCAUGGUUUUCAUGUGUGAAGGGAGUUUCCUGCAGGAAGUCAAAACCACCAGAACAGACAACAAUUGACGAGGCUUCUUUGAUUGAAAAGGCAUUCGUUGUGGAAGAACUGAGGCAAUUUUGGGCUGAUAAACAUCGUCCAAAAUCAUUGGAUGGAUUCAUUUGUCAUAAACAUCAAGCACAUCAUCUUAAAGAGCUAGUAUCCUGUAACAAGUGUCCUCAUAUCCUCUUCAAGGGACCUAUGGGCUCUGGAAAGAAAUCAUUGUGUAUGGCAUUACUACAUGAACUAUUUGGUGACUCAGCUUCAAAAGUCUCUCAUGAGUUAAGACAUUACCAUGUUCAGGGAUCCAGCCCAAUGCAAAUUGUAGUCCCAUUAACUUCAAGUGCUUAUCAUCUGGAACUUAAUUUAAAGUCACUAGCAAAGAAUGCUAGACAUGCUUUAUUGGCUAUUGUCAAGGAGAUAACUGAAAAUUAUGUGGAUACAUCUGAAUUUAGUGAUGCAAGUUUCAAGACGGACUUUAAAGUGAUUGUUCUUUAUGAAGUCAACAAAGUUACAGAAAAUGUCCAGAACUUGAUAAAGUGGAUAAUGGAAUGCUACACUCAUGCAUGCAAGAUCAUCAUCUGUUGUGAAGAUGAUGCUGAUAUCCUUGACUGCAUUAAGAAUCGUUGCGAACUUAUUUACGUUGAUGCCCCAGUUACACAUGAGAUAAAGGAGGUUCUAUUUCAGAUAGCAAUGAACGAGGGUUUUGAAUUGCCUGCAAAGUUUGCUACUGGAGUUGCAACUAAAUGCAAGCAGAACUUGAGGAAGGCGAUUAUGGCCCUUGAAGCAUGCAAAGUGCACAACUAUCCAUUUAUUGAUGGACAACCGAUACCAAUUGGUUGGGAGGAGGUUCUGGUGGAAAUUGCAGCUGAGAUUUUAGCUGAUCCAUCACCUAAAAGGUUAGUUUCGACACGAGGAAAAUUACAGAAGUUGCUGGUGGAAUUUGUGCAUCCAAGAUUGAUUCUCCAGAAACUUGUGGAACAGUUCCUCAAGGGAAUCGAAGCUCGUCUAAAAAGGGGGCUGUACUAUUGGCAUGCAUAUUAUGAUAAGAGAUUGCCUGUUGGAACAAGUGCCUUGCUGAAAUUAGAAGAAUUUAUAGCGAAGUUCAUGAGCAUGCACAGGAAAAGCUUUUCAAAACCUUUGUACAUAUAAAGCGACAGAGUUGAAAGAUUCUUUCUCCUCUCCCUACUGUGAAUUUGCUCCAGGUGAUUAAAAACCAAUGACCGACAUGAAAUUCUGAGUGUCUUCAUUGGUGACUGCAUCAGAAUGCACAUUCAUCAUGAUUUUGUGAAUUCAUGAUCUUUGCUAGUAAAAAAAACCCUUCCUUGUCAACUAUAUUGGUUAUCCAGCUGCCUAGUUUUGCUAUCAAAAGCCAUUGUUGAUGAGCAAGUAAAUCGGCUUUGCAUCCUAAUUUUUUGGUUAUCAUUGGUAACAUCCAUGAUACAUGGGCAAUAAUGCUGCAAUGGCUGAUAAAGGACGGUUGCUAAUGUUGUAUGUCGAACAUUCUUCUUAUCUCUAUCUUUAUUGCAUCCGAGUGUUCCUUC